AUGCCUCCUCAUGGAUCAAGUGUCACAAUUACCAACCCACUGGUCCUGUACAGAAGUCUCAUAGCAACACAGCAAAUUCGGCCUGACCCGGGACAACAUCGGUUGGCCUUGCAUCUACAGAAGCUGUACGACCAACUCAUAGACUAUGAACCGAGUGUGGAAUACUCCAAACGUCUCGGGCAACUCACCCGCGCCGUCAAUGCCGGCCAAGACGUGCCGCCACCGCCCUCGACGGCUGCUGCCGAGCUCGGCAGCUUCGACCGCAGCUGGAUAUGGAAGACGCUCGUGAACCAGAAAGAAGCCCGCGACUCGCGGGCGCUGACCAGAGUACUGACCGACCACGACCAAGCAAUGGCUCUGCAGAGUCCCAGGGGCCUCAUGCUGCACGGCGAAGUCGGCACGGGCAAAUCCAUGCUCAUCGACCUGUUCCAGGAAAGCCUGCCCAACCGCAAGAAGAAGCGCUGGCACUUUGACACGUUUAUGCUGCACACGAUUUCGAGACUGGAGCAGCUGAGGAAAUCGAGGGCGCUGACGCGAGCCGCGGAUGGGCGGGACGAGUACAGCCUGUUGCUUGUUGCGCGCGAUCUCAUCGAGACCAGCCCGAUCCUGUUCCUGGAUGAGUUUCAGUUCCCGGACCGCGUGGCGAGUAAGAUCCUGUCGAAUCUGAUGACGAGCUUCUUUCAGCUUGGCGGCGUGCUGAUCGCAACGAGCAAUCGCAUGCCGGACGAGCUGGCCAAGGCUGCGGGUGUAGAGUUUGCGAGGCCGGCGCCGGGGGGUGCAUUCAGCAAGCUGGGGUGGGCGAGUCGCGUGCCCGGUUUCGGCGUGAGGGAUUCAGGGGCUGGGCAGAAGGGCGAGUUCUUCCAGUUCCUGGAGCUGCUGAAGGCGAGGUGCGAGGUGUGGGAGAUGGAGGGUAAGAAGGACUACCGGAAGCUUGAGAUUGAGGAGGGCGGCGGCGUGGAGACGUCGACCUCUGCAUCCGACGCUGUUUCGAUGGCGACUGCAGGGCUUCCAGCCACGGGCCAGUCCGAGACGCCAGAACCAUUGUCUGUUGAUGCUACGCUGCCAAAGAACUAUCUCAUCCAGCCUACCACCGUUGAGGAGAUGACGACGUUUGCCGAGUCGUUCAACGCCCUCAUCGAGCGCGCGACUUUGCACCCCUACCCCAUCCCCUGGACGCCCGCGACACUGACAGUCUACGGGCGGACAGUCGACAUCCCCGCGCAGCACAACGGCGUCGCAUUCUUCACGUUUGACGAGCUCUGCGGCGCCGUGCUGGGGCCCGCAGACUACGUCUCCCUCGCGUCGAGCUUCCACACCUUCAUCGUAACCGACGUGCCGGUGCUGACGUUCCUGCGCAAGCACGAAGCGCGGCGGAUGAUCACGCUGCUCGACGCGCUGUACGAAGCGCGGUGCCGGCUGCUGAUGACGGCCGCCGCAGGCCCAGAGGACACGUUCUUCCCUGCACCCCGCGGCGAGACGGGCGAGGAAGUGGUCGACGACGCCGUCUACCCAGAGACGUACUCGGAGAUCCACCAAGACCUGACCUCCCCCUUCCGGCCCAACAUCUCCUCGUACGGCACAAAUUCGCGCGCGAUGCCCGACGACGCGCUCGAAGACGACCCGCCGAAUCGCGCGCGCCGCCAGGCCGGCCUAUCGCAAUCCGACUACGGCGACGAGGAGGCGCGGACGCGCGCGAGCAUGGCGAGCUCCGGGAAGAAACCCGACUUCGCCAACGUCCGCGGGCUGACGGGCGAAGACGAGGUGUUUGCGGUCAAGCGCGCGCAGAGCCGCAUCUGGGAGAUGUGCUCGGCGCGCUGGUGGAGCCGGAGCGCUGUCCCUGCGUCGUCGGCGGCGGCGGAAGGGGAAGGGGGCACCGAUGCAGCGACGCAGGGGUGGUGGAGGCCGCUGAGCAAGGAGAGCAGGCACUGGGAACGCUCGGCCGCGCGCGCGCCAGCAGCAGUCCCAAUACCACCCAACACAGCCCAGCUACCCGCCGCGACGGAGAUCAGGCUCCAGCAGGACCGUGUCGAGGUCGAGAGGGAGAAGCCCCUGGAGCGCAUGUUCCGGCACGGCGCGAGUCCGUUUCGCUCGACCAGCGAUGCGCCGCCCAAGUUUGGCGCGGCGCAUGCGUGGGGCGUCACGACGUGGGGGAAGAAGGCUGGCGCGUGGGGGAAGGGGGUGGAGGGGUUGAAGGAGCGGAGGAAGGAGGAGAAGGAGGAGAAGGAGGAGAAGGAGGAGAAGGAGGAGAAGGAGGAGAAGGAGGAGAAGGAGGAGAAGGAGGAGAAGGAGGAGAAGGAGGAGAAAAAAGAGGAGAAAAAAGAGGAGAAAAAAGAGGAGAAGAUGGAGAAGAAGUUGGAGGAGGAGCUGAAGGACGAUGUUGCAGAGGAAGAGGGGAAGAGCGCGGAUGAGGCGCAGGCGAGCGCGAAGACGAGCACGGGGGACAAGGUGCCGUGGACGCCGUCGUAG
Didymella exigua CBS 183.55 is the source of this 2466-nucleotide messenger RNA. RefSeq lists its product as uncharacterized. The transcript is spliced from 3 exons. Bases 1 to 2466 code for a protein of 821 amino acids. The record is from RefSeq and is a predicted model, not a curated record. NCBI's taxonomy places the organism in Eukaryota, Fungi, Ascomycota, Dothideomycetes, Pleosporales, Didymellaceae. Gene Ontology annotation, cellular component: cytoplasm; mitochondrion. Gene Ontology annotation, molecular function: ATP binding; ATP hydrolysis activity.